CCUGUACCGUACCACCGCCCCCCUGUACCGCACCUGACCGUACCAUAAAUCGACCCUAUACCGCACCCUCCAAAAUGGACCCAAUAGAGCAUUGCUCUUAGAAACAGCUAAACUUGAAUAUUAAAAGUGCAGACGCUUGCGCGGGUUUGAGGAAUGCAUGGAGCGGACCGAGGAUAAUUGCAAAAUUGCAACUUGUCAUGCUCAGGGGUAAGCCGGUGAACACAUUCCACCUAAAAACAUACCCCGUCAGUGGAUAACCUUUCCCCACCAAACAAGAACAGGACUGAAGGAAUCAGAAAAUGAUAGGACAUGUAUGGACAUAGAUUUCAGCAAAUUGUUUGAGUCUAGAUAUGUGUCAAGAGGAAUGACACAGACGUGUCAAUCAAGACUAUUUUUUCUAUUUCUUUUUCUGCGUCGGUUGUCCCAAUGAGGUUGGGCUUACCAUGCCGAUGAAGUUCUGCUUGCUCUUUUUUUGUUUCUUGCCUCGCUGCUUACUGGUUGUGAUUUUGAAUUACUUGGGCUGUCGCUGGCUGCUCGCAUCGGAGUCUUUGGGUGACCUGUUCCUGAAUUCCUUGGCGCUGGAAUUCAUGGUGCUCCUCCCUGAGUUGCUGUAUAGGACCUUUGCGGCAGAGCGGAGCAUUUUGCGGACCGAAGCAACAUUGGUGCACUCAGGGCAAAUGGACAAAGUUUCCUUGAUCGAUGUGCUGGCGGCUUUUGCUUGGAUCAUCAUUGCAGUGUUAUGGGUUUGUACAUACCUCUUCCACUUGCAAGCAGUCCUGCCAGGCUAUGAGUGGGAUGUGCAUCACAUGUGUGCGAAAUACCGUGACAUCUUACAGGGCUGAAUGAUGCAUUUGCGGAGCUUAUGAGAGACAAAGUUUCUUCAUACAAAGGUGCGCAGUUUGCCUUGUGCAAAGACGGGCAGAUUGUUUGAACUUAAGUGGCAGAACGACCAAGCGAGGUGCUUGAAAGCUUCAAUCCUAUGCCUGUAAUGGAC
Durusdinium trenchii is the source of this 994-nucleotide messenger RNA. NCBI's taxonomy places the organism in Eukaryota, Dinophyceae, Suessiales, Symbiodiniaceae. The record is from the annotation of a GenBank genome assembly.